Messenger RNA from Chiloscyllium plagiosum (whitespotted bambooshark), 8948 nucleotides. Its product is annotated as high affinity cationic amino acid transporter 1-like. The record is from RefSeq and is a predicted model, not a curated record. Gene Ontology annotation, biological process: L-ornithine transmembrane transport; L-arginine import across plasma membrane. Gene Ontology annotation, molecular function: L-ornithine transmembrane transporter activity; L-arginine transmembrane transporter activity; L-lysine transmembrane transporter activity. Gene Ontology annotation, cellular component: plasma membrane. Lineage: Eukaryota; Metazoa; Chordata; Chondrichthyes; Orectolobiformes; Hemiscylliidae.
GCGCUGUACGCAGAAGGCGAGGUCACGCUGCCAUUGAUAUGAUGCAGAGCCCCUGGGAACCGCCUCUGAUUAACGCGGGCGGGCCGGCCGGACUCAGCAAUGCAGCAUUUUAGUUAAUAUCUUCCCGUGUGUGUGUCUGUGUAUGUCUGUCUGUCUGUAUUUUUUUUUUGGACAGCGUGUGAACAUUGCUCGCUCCUGCACUGUCGCCGCUUGUAUGUAAAGCCCGGGUGCUCUGGGGGAGAGCUGCUGUUUCACUGGAGCCAAGCCCUUUUCCGCUCGGGGAAGAAAUGAAUCUUCAUUCCUGGCUGCUACUGUAGUUUUCUCUGACUUUCCCCACUUCAAGCCUGCAGCAGUCUCUUGGCUCCACAUCUGAUUAGGCUCGUGUAGCAAAGUUUCAGCAAGAUGGAUUGUAAACGGCUUAUUUAUUUUGGGCGUCAGCUGGUUCGCCGUAAAUAUGUGGACUGCACCAGUGAAGAAACCAGACUCGCUCGAUGUUUGUCUACAGUGGACUUGGUUGCCCUUGGCGUUGGCAGUACCCUUGGAGCCGGUGUCUAUGUACUGGCUGGAGCUGUAGCCCGAGAGAAUGCUGGCCCCGCUAUUGUUAUCUGUUUCUUGAUUGCUGCUUUGGCCUCUGUGCUUGCAGGCCUCUGUUAUGCAGAGUUUGGUGCUAGAGUCCCUAAGACCGGCUCUGCUUACCUAUACAGUUAUGUUACAGUUGGGGAACUAUGGGCCUUCAUCACCGGCUGGAAUCUAAUCCUUUCAUAUGUAAUUGGAACUUCAAGUGUCGCAAGAGCGUGGAGUGCUACAUUUGAUGAGCUUAUCAAGAAACGCAUUGAGGUGUUUUGCCGUCACUAUAUGGCAAUGAAUGCUCCUGGUAUACUGGCAGAGUAUCCAGAUAUCUUUGCUGUAUUUAUAAUUUUACUACUAACAGGUUUAUUGUCUUUCGGUGUGAAGGAGUCAGCAUUGGUGAACAAAGUCUUCACAUGCAUCAAUGUGCUUGUGCUGUGUUUUGUCAUGGUCUCUGGCUUUGUGAAAGGGACACUCAAGAACUGGCAGCUCUCCGAAGAUGCCCUGAUUAACGGGACAAAUGGUUCUGACUUGGAAAAUCACACACAAGUAUCUAACUGGAAUUAUGGCUCUGGGGGAUUCAUGCCCUAUGGUUUCACAGGAGUGCUUUCAGGCGCAGCCACUUGCUUCUAUGCCUUUGUAGGAUUUGACUGUAUUGCCACCACAGGAGAGGAAGUGAAAAAUCCUCAGCGAGCCAUUCCAAUUGGAAUUGUUGCUUCCCUUUUGAUCUGUUUCGUUGCCUAUUUUGGAGUGUCCGCUGCCCUUACGUUGAUGAUGCCAUAUUAUUUAUUGGACAAGAAUAGCCCAUUACCAGUUGCCUUUAACUAUGUCGGAUGGGAUGGGGCGAGAUACGCCGUGGCUGUUGGAUCUCUCUGUGCUCUGUCCACUAGUCUUCUGGGUUCCAUUUUUCCAAUGCCACGAGUAAUUUAUGCUAUGGCAGAGGACGGACUGCUGUUUAGAGUGUUGGCCAGAAUCAACGAAAAGACUAAAACACCACUUAUUGCUACAGUUGUCUCAGGGGUUGUAGCAGCAAUCAUGGCGUUCUUGUUUGACCUCAAGGACCUUGUGGAUCUGAUGUCAAUUGGAACCCUUCUUGCCUACUCUCUGGUGGCUGCUUGUGUUUUGGUGCUCAGAUAUCAACCUGACCAGUUUUCUAGUGCAACAUAUCAAAUGGCAAACACAACUGAUGAUGCUGAUAUGAAUGAAUCAGUCAGUACUAGUGACUCUCAAGUAGGCGUUUUACCGGGAAGUGAAAAAUUUUCAUUGAACGCCUUGUUAUUCCCUGAAAGUAGUCUCCCUACCAAACAAUCGGGAUUUAUUGUUAAUACAUGUGUGUGUUUAAUUGGUAUUCUUAUCCUAUUUUUUUGUCUACUGGCUGUCUAUGCAAAAGAUCCUUUGCUGGAAGGGAAAGCCUGGUGUAUAGGCUUAGUUGUUGUUUUGAUUCUUCUGUGUGCGACUUCAACUGGUAUCAUCUGGAGGCAGCCAGAAAGCAAAACAAAACUGUCGUUUAAGGUACCUCUUCUGCCCUGUUUACCGAUUGUCAGCAUUCUCGUGAAUAUGUACCUCAUGAUGCAACUGGAUCGAGGCACUUGGAUCCGCUUUUCUAUCUGGAUGGCGAUAGGCUGUGUCAUUUACUUUAGUUAUGGAAUGUGGAACAGCUCAGAAUCCAACUCUUCCAGUUUGUCAGCUGACAGAACUGCAGGCGGCUUUAAGGAUACGGGCGCAUCUAAUAGGGAAGCAUUACCUCCAGAGAAGGAAGCUUUUCUGCAGAAUAACACAGAAUAUGUUGCGGAAAGUGGCAAUGGCGAGGUUAAUGUUUAAAACAAUGGAGGGAUCUAUUGCAAAUAUGCAACCAGUAUACAUCUUAGAAAUUUGAAAAAGGAACGCAGCUGAAUGAAUGCUGCUUGCAUUACACAGGGAGAAGGUCUUUUCUUCCCCCACGUGCACACUGGUGAAGGUUUUAAUUAAGUUGUUUUGCUGACCAUUGGUGUGCUUUACAGGCCAACACUGCUGCUAUGUGAUUUCAUUUUCUUGUUUUUUUUUACACCCUCCAAAACAAUGGUAGCAUUGAUUACUCCGCAUACAAGGACUAACUGAUUUAAAUAAAGGCUUAAUACAGAUUCAGAGCUGGUCAGAUUUAGGUAUUUAUUGGUAAUUAACUUUGAUAAUUGCUGAAAUGUUAAAAAUGCUAAUUUCCAGCUGGUGAUGUAUACAGAAAAUGUGGUUGGAUAUAUAUUUUUUGCAAAAAUAUUUUCCUGGUUGAGUGAGUGCUUAUUAGAUAGCUUUUUCUAGCAAGAGUAAUAGUAUCUAUUUUUAUUUGGGCUUAAGAAUCUCUGUACAUUACAUUUCCUUAAUUUCGUUGCAGUUUUGACAGUGCAGGACACGGUGUCUGGAAGUGAAUACUUUAAAUUUCAAUCCAUUGUAGGUUCAGUUGCAGAUUAUUUCCUCUAUUUUAAGACACACACAAUUUCUGAAACACUGUUUAAAAUCUUUCUUUAUAUUGUCAAAGAAAGGAAUCUAUCAGUAAUUCUUUUAAAAAAAAAUGUUCAGAAGCAGUUGUUCUGCUGAUUAGGUAGUUAAUUAUCCUUCUGAUUUAAUUUAUCACCUCAAUGUUUAGUCCUAUAGUCCAUAUUAAUUUUCCCUUUCAGAUAGGGAAUGUUACACCUGCUUGCCUUUAAAUGCAUUUCUGCAGAAACAAAAAUUAUGUUGUUGCAUUGACCUCCUCAAUGUUAUCCCUACAAUGGAUAAUUGUAUAGAUUACUUAUGGUAGUGAAUCCCAAUAAGUUGAAAAAGGAUGCAGUGUCUUGUCUUUAGCUAAAAGUGGCAAAGGAAUCUAAUCUCAAAGCUACUACAAGCACAUAUUUCCUCUCCUAAUGGAUCUAUCGAACAGAGUUCAGCCAAAGGCAGUCAUUGUCAACACCUUUAGAAAUAGCUUGAUGAACAUUGGGUCCAGCCGUGAAAGAUCAAUUAUGUGAACUCUCAAAUUGGAAUAGCGUUAUAAUGUAUAUUUGUAGAGCAAUAAAAACCUGGAAGAGCUUUUCACAGGAAUUAACAUGAAUUGGAUAGAGGCUGUUGAAUCUGUCCAAGCUUUGUUAAAUAGCAUGGUCUUUUCUUGUUCCAUGCUUUCUUUUGCACCUAGCACCCCAAGACUGGCCCUAAAUGAGCUUGAACUGUUUAGAUACUAAGAUUGAAGAAUGUAAUUGUACAGGCUUCUGAAAUUGAAAUCAAAUAGUUUGAACAGUAGAAGUGGACUUACAACGUAUGUAUAGUGGAUUUAGUGCCUUUUUCAAACGUUUUUGUGGAAGGAAUUACAGAAUCAACCACAAUAUCAAGAAAUACCAGUUAAGGUUUUGAUUACUUUUAACAAAACAUUGUGGGCCAUUGUGAUAAUAAAUAGAUUUUCUAAAAGAUUUCUUAGCAUCUAUAAUUAAAGCAGUGGACACUUCUAAUGAUGUGAAGGACAGAUGUCUCUCACUUUAAAAAAAAUGUUCUUCCCACCAUAUUUAACGUGACAGAACCUCAGUUACUGGAUUAUAAUCCACAUGGCCAUUAACUUGCCCAGGGAAGUUUGGGCUAUAGAAGCAAUCAUCACUAAAGGUACUGAAUGACCGUUUACACUGCUGCAUUAUAUCGAUGUGAGUUGCAACAAUUCUUGUUGAGACUUUAGCAGAGUAAGUAACAUAGCUAUACUGCCUGCUGUAAAGCCAAAGUAGCAGGACUUGGUAAUUAAUACCCUCAUGAUUAUAGCAUUAAAAUCCAUCUUUAGUUUUCUGCAAAAAUUCUUACCAAAGCCCAUGCAGAUCAUUCAGUGCAUUCAGUUGAUUUUGAGAAGUCACGUUACACUCCAAAUCGUAUUUAGAAAGAGGGUUUUUGGUAGAAAAUCUGGAAAGAAUUGGAGUGACGCCACUGGAGAUUGCAAAAAGAUCAGUUUGCUUUUUGUAUCACAUUGAACAUUUAGAUUAUAAUUAAAUACUGUGUAAUAAAUUACCUUAAACAAUACUUUGAACUCCACCUGGUAUCAUGUACAUCUCUGACUUUGUCUACAAUUAUGAUGCAUUAUAUUAUUGGAAAAUGGGGACUCUAGGUAAGUAUUAAUGACCUGUUUGAAGCCAACCCCAUGAUCUAGGACAGUAAGCUGUCUGGGGAGAGCAGGUCAAUGGGAAUAGUUUUAGAUUGCUGUAGCAUUGAACAGUUGGAGACAUUAUAGUCAUAGUUCAUUGAUUAACUAAAUUACUUCUAUGAUCCACCAGUGGUAACUAUUAUUGCUAUAAUAUAAUCAGGGAAUAAGUAAUACUGUUCACUUUUUUCAAGUCAUAAUAUUAAAUUUUUAUCACAAAACAUAAAGCUGAAGGUGACCAGUACUCAUAAUUCUCUGUAAGAAUCUUGACUAAGAGUGAAGGCACAUCAGGCAAAAACAUGUUUGCACAACUCCUGCUUUUUAGGCUGAAUCUUAGGGUUUUCAUCAGGAAAUAGUGCAUUGCAUCAGCCGGACAUAAAUUGCAAGCAGAAUUUUCACUCUGGAAAAAAACUCUCCCAAUGUGGAAGUUCUACAUGUCAACUUUUGGUUUAAGCUGAAUUUUAAGAGGUCAGUUUUCAAUCAGCUAAUAAUUACUGUAAUGAAGAUACUUGGAAAUAUGACUAACACAUAUGAAAUACAAAGGAUGACCAUGGCUAUCAUGUGGUUGUAACUAGGUAAUGCAUAUUAUGUAAAGAUAUGUAUCUGUCCUAGAAUUAUAAAAUGUCAGAACAAUGCAACAGAUCAGAUUGCAUCUAGGGAGAAAAUGUUAGGAGGGCCAAAGAUUGAUUGAUUGUUAACUGUGAGUUUAACUAGCAUAUUGGAAAAUCAAGGAAAGCAACCCUGAGACCACCUAGCAGGCAUGACCUUCAGUCAGUGCGAACAUGUAGAAUUAGCACAGUGUUUCUAUCCUGGUCUAAUAAAUAUAUAUCAGUUUGUUGAACUGAGUUAAUAUGCUAUUCAUAUUCUGAAAAUUGAGACCCUGGCUGUAUUUGAAAAUAAAUGAAUGCAGCUACAGCAUUUCUAAUUUGUGGACAUUUUAAUAUAAAUGCUUGUUUUUCGGUGGGGAAGCAGCACAGAGAUUCUGAUCCCUGUGGAAUAUGGUAGUUUGCAGAUUAGUACCACUAAAAGAGUAAUUAUAUAAUUUAGGGGUACAGGAUCAGCGAAGUUAUUCUUGAUUGAAAAUUAUGGUUCUCAAAUAUAUCAGACUCUGAUUAUGGUUUCUUAUUUUAAAUUGGAAAAAGUACAUAACUGGGACAUAUCAAGUUGGUGUGAUGUCUUGGAUGAUAUGCCUUUAAUGUUUAUGCACCGUUCUGUUAUUUUCCAAGAGGCAAAUUUCAUUGUAGAUGUUCAGAAUUAUAAUCUUUAAUCAAUAAUUAUGUAAUUGCAUCUCUUUAUAAAACAAAAAAUGCCUACAAGUGCACAAACAAUCAAACACAAGUACCACUAGAUUCAGGAAAGUUUGAACUCAAUAAAAUGAAUGGCACCAAUCUGUUAUUUUUGUUUUAUUUAUUUUUCCUUUUUUAAAUAAUGGUCAUUUUGACAUAUUGCAAGAUAUUCAGUUCAAUUGGGAUUGCAGGAAUUACCAUAAAGAUGAAAUAAGGAAGAAAAUAUUGCUCUUCCUCUGUUCUGAUGAUGAUGAUGAUAAAACUGAAGAUGAUACAGAAGUGUGGUUUAAUAACAUUUUAUUUUAAUAGCAGUGGGUGGAGUGCUUUGCUUGGUGCUAACUCUGCAUGCAGAGUAUAACAGAUAGAUAAUGUGCAAUCGGCUACUGCUGUGCUAUGCCUUCAGCCUUAAAAGAAAUUUUGAGUAGCACAAAAUAUAACAUGGUCAGACUUUUAUGGUUAUUUAUUAGGAACCUAUUAAAACUAAGGAGACAUCUCACUGGGUAUAACCUAAAGGAAAGUUAGCCUUAACAUUUCUUGUGUGAAUGUCAUUGGAGUUGCUAAGAAAGUGGCUGUUGCUUAUCAGUGAGAACACUAUCUGCCUUAUGAUAAGGUAUGAUGGCAUUUUAAUAAAAUAUAUAAGAAGUUCUGGAAACUACAUUUUGCUUGCUUGUUACAAGCAGAGCUCUUGAGAAAUCCUGCCUUUGCCCACUUGUUAAAAACUCUGCUGAAGUUGCAGACUUUGUGGAACUAUGAUGUGCUAGGAGGUUGUCUCUAGGGGGUGUUCAUUCUCCCUAAAAUAGUUUAAUCCAAAUAAUUUAUUACUUGAAAGAAAAAAGUCUGUCCAUUGAUAAGACUUCAAGAUGCCAACUUACAAGUUGGAUAUUUGUGUUUAAAAUUCUGGGUACAAAGGGUUUAGAAAACAUGGAGAUUAGUCUCUGUCCCAUUUAGAUUUCUUGGUUGGUGUGGAAUAUAGAAAAUUGGAGCAGGAGUAGACCUUUUGGCCUUUCAAGCGUGCUCCACCGUUUAAAAUGAUCAUGGCUGAGCAUUCUAUUUCAGUACCCUGUUUCUGCUUUUGCCCCAUCUGCUUUGAUGCCUAUAGCUCUUAGAACUCAUUCUUGAAACCAUUCAAUGUUAUGGCCUUAACCACAUUCUGUGGCAGAGAAUUCCACUGGCUCCCCAUUCUCUGGGAGAAAAAAAAUUCUCCUUCUCUCAGUCCUAAAGGGCCUACCCCAUAUCCUUAGAAUGUGACCUCUUGUUCUGGAAUCCAUGGUCCGUCCUUCAUGUACCCAGCCUAGCCCUGUUUAGAAUUUUAUACGUUUCUAAGUGAUUCCUCCUCAUUCUUCUAAACUCCCAGUGAAUAUUGUCCUAACUGAUCCAGUCUGUCCUUAUGUUGGGCCUGCCAUCAUGGGACUUAGUCUGGUAACCUUCAUUCCACUCCAUCCAUAGCUAGAACAUCCUACCUCAAAUGAGAAGACCAAAACUGCACACAGUACUCCAGGUGUGGUCUCACCAAGGCCCAGUACAGGUACAAUUGUAUAUCUCUGGAGGAAAGGGGUAAGCCCAUGCAAAUGGGGUCAUGACCUAUCUCCCGCAUAUACCUGGGCAUCCAUUUUUAGAAGGUACAAAUGGAAUAGUAUCAACUGACAAUGAGCCUUCCUUGCAUUCAGUUUGCACAAACUUGAAAUAGGAGCGUGUCUCCUGUCCUCUUUCCAGAGUGAGCCCUUUCUAAAUGGUGAAUCUACACUAGUGGUGCAUUAGGCUUACUUAAGUGAUCUGACCUUAAUGAUGCAGAGUAUUCUUGGAUUUAAAAGUCUGUGGCAUCAGAAGAGAUCAAGCAAGUUGGGCUUAUCCUCGUCAGUUUGGAAGACUGAGGGAGCUUGACAGGGUCAAUGUUGUUUCCUGUCAUGGGAUUCCACAACUAUGGGGCAAGAUUCCAAAAUAAGGGGCAUCCUAUUUAAGCAGAGAUAAGGAAACAUUUCUUACCUAAAUGCAUUUAGUCCUUGGGAUUGCAUUUUUCAGCAACCAGUAGAGGCUGGUUGAAUAUAUUCAAGGCGAAGUUAAACCAGUUUUUUUUAUAUUUAACAAGGUGGUCAAGGGUUAUAGUGUUAGGCAAGAGAGUAGAUUUAGGACCAGAGUCCAAUUAGCCAUAUCAUUUUAAAUUAUAAUACAGUAGCUUUACAUUGACCAUAAAAGUUUGACUACUAUAACUUUAAGAUACAGUUUCUUUUUAAAUGAUUUGUGAAUAUUUUCAACACCAAGUAUGGCUGUUUAAUUGAAAUCACUGCAUAAAUGUUUGGAAUAUUAAUGAUGGAUGUUGAAGUAUUGGUGUAUAAUAAUUCUGGGACAAGAUACAUAAUUCACACAACAUACUAAUACUUCACCAUUUGAAUGAAAAUAAAAUGUGGUUGAGUUACAAUAUGUUGCAGUACAAUAAUUAUCUAUGAUUGAAUCACUACAUAUUGAUAGUAUAUUAAAGUUUUCAACAUUGAUUCACUUAUGUUUUAUCAAUAUGUAAGCAUGUCAUUUUCUGAGACAAAAAUGCCUUUUUUUAAAAAAGUUGACUAUAUACAAAAUUGAAGCAAACAUGAACUAUUAUAUUUUCAAAUUACUUUGACUGUUUAGUGAUAUCAUGUAAAUAGCCUUAUUUGUCAAUACUAAAAGAAAUGGUCUACUGUAUAUAGUCAGGUGGUUGAGGAUCUGUAUUUAUGUAAAAAAAAUCUAAAUCAUACAUUUGUCUUUUGUUUUCCCUUUAUAGCAAGUUAUUGACUGGAGCAGUUGGCUUUCAAUCAAUGGGUGUUACAAUAUAUCAGUUUUGAUCGCAUGUUUUUAUUGUUUUUAAAGGCAGAUAUUUGACUUAGUAUUAUUUUGUUGUUUUGAAUGUGCAUCUUAUUCCUUUUCUGUAACAAAUAGGUUGUUUUGGCAUUAUUUGCUUUUGCUGACUUAUAAUGUAAAUAAUAAAGAGCAUUUUUUUAAUGGUA